AUGAUUCAUGGCGGAUCACAGACAGGAAGUAACUUCUUGAACAAGCCGGAUGGUGGUAAGGGUUGGGCGUCCCUCUUCAUUCAGCAAGGCUACGAGCUCUUCAUUGUGGAUAUACCUGCUCGAGGCCGUUCAGCAUGGCUACCCAUCGGUGGACCAAACCUUGCAUCCGCUUUUCCAGUGCAGUAUGUCGAGUCUCACUUCACAUCAUCGAAGAAGUACGGCCUUUGGCCACAAGCAUCCAAGCAUACGCAGUGGAACGGCUCAGGCGAGAUGGGUGACCCGAUCUUCGACCAGUUCUACGCAUCCAACGUGCAGUCGACCACAAACGCCUCGUGGGCGCAAGCAGCCACACAACGUGCUGGAGCAGCACUACUCGAUAGAAUCAACAAGCCGGUCAUCCUCAUGGGGCAUAGUCAGGGUGGCCCAAUGGUGCCUGCAGUUGCGGAUGCACGCCCGAUGCGAACGAAGGCGUUAAUACUGCUCGAGCCAGCAGGUCCGCCGUUUCGGGAGGCCGUUUUUAAGAACAAGUCCGCCCGCCUCUGGGGCGUUGCCGACAUCCCGCUUCGCUACGAUCCGCUAGUCCUGGAUCCGGCUACCGACCUCGUUGUCCAGCAAACGGUGGCUGCCGCGGAUACGGCACACACGGCCUGCAUCCUCCAAGCCGACGACCCAACCCCUCGCAAGCUCACAAACCUGGCUGACAAGCCAAUGCUACUGGUAACGGCCGAGGCUUCGUACCACGCCGUAUACGACCACUGCACUGUUCAGUUUCUGCGCCAGGCAGGUUGCAGUCGGCUGGAUCACAUCGAGCUCGCCGAAAUUGGCAUCCAUGGUAAUGGACACAUGAUGUUCAUGGAGAAGAAUAGCGACGAGAUCCAGGCUGUAUUACAUGACUGGAUCGGUAGGAUUGGAAGCUAUCCACACCUCCACCGCCACGCCAAAUCGCACAGCUUGAAUGGACUCACGUCUUCCAAGGAGGAAUCACAUCUACGUCCUACGAAAGAAAAGAUGGCUCGAUUCUUCAUGCUGGCGGCGAGCACUGCGGCUCUGUUUGCCGGUGUGAAGGCACAGCUCUCUUACCAAGGAUGCGUUGCUGUCGACCCCAACUCAUUCGCUGAUACUACUCCUCUCGAUCCCAACUCUCCAGAGACAUGCGCAACAUACUGCAGUGGUCUGGGCUACCAAUACAUCGCAGUUUCCGCACAAUUCUGCUCUUGCUCGGGAACUGCACUCACAGUCACAGACACAUACGCGGACACUGGCAACACAGAGUGUUCGUUCAACUGCGAUCCUCCGUAUGAGGCCGAGUUCUGUGGUGGCAUUGACAGCACAACGCUCUCCUUCAUCUACAGCUACUACAUUGUGUCAGGCAGCGUCAGCGUCUCUGUUUCACAACCAGCCACUGUUGCCAGCUCAUCCGCGCCGGCUGCUGUCUCAUCGUCAACACAGGUUGUCGUUGUCUCCUCAAAUAUACCCGUUACCACAGUUCCCGCCACCCCCUCGACUACUAGCUCGGCUGCCGCUGAUCCUGCGGAUGGAACCUCGGCAGGUGCUCCGAUUGCCAUUUCAUCUGGCGUCGUCAUCGUCCCAUCAUCGACCGUCGUUGCCAGCGCUGACCCUGCGCUGGUUUCUGGUACUGAAGCCGCAGCUGCACCAGAUGUUGUCGUCACCGUCGACAUCCCGACUUACACAGCUACGGUUUACACGACCACGACUUCGCUGUACAGUACUUGCCCAGCUUGCGCCGCGUCGCCGACGGAGGUUGUCUUGGCGGUCACAACGUGCUACCCUGGCGAGCUCUUCACCUCGCAAAUCGCUAUUGUGACCGAGGUGCCCUGCAGCGGUGGAUGGCUCGAGACGCAGACCAUCGACACAGUGACUGUGUUCCCGUAUAACCCGGCCGAGAGCACGACGACUGUCAUCACCGAGGGAACGACUACCCGCACGGUGCUGAUUCCCGUGACACAUGUCCUGUCUGUGACAGAGGCUCCCGCCAUCAUCACGGAGGCGCCCAUUGCGACACCUAUCGCAACACCCAUCGCGUCACCCAGCAGCAACGGCACGAACAUCACCAUUGUUGUGCCCUCAUCGUCAACAGGACCGUUCACCGCCGUUGUCACUGCAGGCGCUACGACCUUUGCGGACGAGAGCCUCAAGAUGGCCGGCGCGAUGUUGGGUGCCCUGAUGAUCGGUGCCGUGAUGGUGCUAUAA
Molecule: messenger RNA, 2211 nt
Organism: Phaeoacremonium minimum UCRPA7
Lineage: Eukaryota; Fungi; Ascomycota; Sordariomycetes; Togniniales; Togniniaceae
Exons: 5
Coding region: 1-2211 (736 amino acids)
Source: RefSeq, a predicted model, not a curated record